Messenger RNA from Trametes versicolor FP-101664 SS1, 1416 nucleotides. RefSeq lists its product as uncharacterized. Gene Ontology annotation, cellular component: RNA polymerase II transcription regulator complex. The record is from RefSeq and is a predicted model, not a curated record. Gene Ontology annotation, biological process: positive regulation of transcription by RNA polymerase II. Lineage: Eukaryota; Fungi; Basidiomycota; Agaricomycetes; Polyporales; Polyporaceae. The transcript is spliced from 2 exons. The coding region runs from base 1 to 1416 and encodes 471 amino acids. Gene Ontology annotation, molecular function: DNA-binding transcription factor activity; protein dimerization activity.
AUGGCCCUCCCACUCUCCAUCCCCGACUCCCCCUCCGCGGGCUCCCCUGCCUCCACCGACGGCUCGAACGGGCCCCAGACCCCCGUUUCCCCCAACAACUCCGUCCACACCCUCGCUCUCCCGGCUGCCGACGGCUCAACGGCCCCCGCCGCGCCCAUCUCCAACAACUCCGCUGCCGCCCAGAACAAGCGCAAGCCCUCCCGCCGCGCCAACACUGCCGAGCGCAGGGCCACCCACAACGCAGUCGAGCGCGCCCGCCGCGAGACUCUCAACGGACGCUUCCUGGAUCUUGCUGCUCUCCUCCCGAACCUUUCCCAGAUCCGCAGGCCAUCCAAGUCCUCCAUCGUCAACUCCUCCAUCGCACACAUCCACGCCGCCCGCCGCCACCGCCUCCUGGCUGCGCGCGAGCUCCGCAUCGUCAAGCUCGAGUCCGAUGCCCUCCGCCGCGAGCUCAACGAAUGGCGCGAUCGUUCCGGCCUUCCCCGUGUCGAGGAGCCCGUCCGCGGCGAGGCUUUCCAGAUGAUCCUUUCGGGCGAGGUCGAGGUCAUCAACGCCGGCCCGAUGGAGGAGGAUGAUGGCGAGGACUACGGCGACGACGACUACGCCGGUCCCCCGACCGCCGUUCCCAUUAUGCACGAUAACGACAUGGACGGCCCCAUCCACAAGGGCGACAUCCACAACCCCUUCGCCCACUCCGUCCCCCAGCCCCGCGCCGGCGGAAACGGCCUCCAGCUCCAGACGAUCCUCCCCCGCCCCACCAACGGCCACGGUCCGCACACGCCCAUGGUCGUCCACAGCCCGACUGGCGUCUCCUUCGAGAACCCCGCCAUGUCCGCGCUCUACGAGCCCCACCCCCACCACAUCCAGCCCCAGUACUCCGGCGGGCAGUACAUGUCCCAGCAGGGCCAGGUCAUGGGCGGCCACGUCCACGACGACAAGUGGGGCUCCGCCCAGAUGUUCAACGCGCAGGUCCCUGGUGGGCCUGCGCUGUUCACGCCGCCCGCGUCCUCCCACGGCGCGGGUAACGUGUCCCCGAUGAACGUCGGCGGCCCGCAGCAGCAGCAACAGGCGCAGCAGCAGCAGGCGUUCCUCAUGAACUUCCAGCGCCAGCAGAUGAUGCAGCAGCAGCAGAUGGACGGCCACGCCAACUCGGGCCCCGUCCGUCGCGAGCGCAGCGGCAGCGUCAACAGCAACGGCAGCGGCUACGCCAGCCCCGUCAGCAACCCCGGCAGCAGCUACGAGAUGCCGAGCGCCAUGAACGGCCCCGCCGCCAUCCCCCGCCGCAUGGGCCAGGGCUGGGACGACGGCAUGAACAUGGCCAUGGGCGGCAUGCCCGGCAUGGGCAUGAUGAAGGGCGCGCCCAUCAGCGUCGGGGGCGGCGGCAACAACCACGGUUACGCCUCCAUGAUGCUCUGA